Molecule: messenger RNA, 297 nt
Organism: Caenorhabditis briggsae
Lineage: Eukaryota; Metazoa; Nematoda; Chromadorea; Rhabditida; Rhabditidae
Exons: 3
Coding region: 1-297 (98 amino acids)
Molecular function (GO): oxidoreductase activity; flavin adenine dinucleotide binding
Source: RefSeq, a predicted model, not a curated record
AUGCGCGCGCGUUCGAAAAAUAAUUUUGGCUGUCAGGAAGAUGACGUAGUCUUUCUUGGCGACUACAAACCAGAACGGCAGCAAGCUGGCGCAUGGAAAGUUGUUUUGAGAGGUACCGAAGAAGACAAGCUCGUCCGAUGCGUGGUUGUGAACAAUGUGAUCGUCGGAGCGCUUCUAAUCGGUGAAACUGAGAUGGAGGAAACACUGGAGAAUCUCAUUCUGAACAAGACGGAUUUAGAAGGAAUUGCAGACACAUUCCUGGAGCCCGGAGUCGAUCUCGAUGACUAUUUUGAUUGA